UACUUAACAAGGAAGAACCCUAAAGAUAAAAGUGGCCCGCCUUAACAUUACAACAGAGUUCUUCCACAGCGAGGAGAGAGAGAAAAGAGAGGAGCCGCCGCGAGAGAUCGCGCGCGUUUUCGCUGGAAUCCAGGGAAUUUCUGGAUUUCGUCGGAUUUCAGAUUUGCUGCGCGCUGGGAGGUGAUUUUGGUGUGAUUCCCGGUGGUAGGCGGCGCGGGCGCACAGCAGCCGGGCAGCCAGCCACAGGUCGGGAGAAGAGAGGGGUUUUGGAAGCGCUGGAACUGGCUCAUCGCAGGUGGAGAGAGUGGAGGCCCUGAUUUCGUGGAAGAAUCUCGAGAUCUCUGGUCUUCUUAGAGAUUUGGUUCUUCGUAGAAAAUGGUUGCGGCGGUGGCUACUGGAAGGGGCUGGCCGUAUUUCGAUCCCGAGUAUGAGACGCUGGCCGCCAGGAUCAAUCCUCCAAGAGUUGUGAUCGAUAACAAGGUUUCGGAGCACGCCACCAUCAUCAAGCUUGAUAGCUCAAACCGGCAUGGGAUUCUUCUCGAUGUCGUCCAGGUCCUCACAGAUCUCGACCUGUCGAUACUCAAGGCCUUCAUCUCCUCCGAUGGUGGAUGGUUUAUGGACGUCUUCCAUGUCACAGAUCGUGAUGGGAACAAGCUCUCCGACGAGAAGGUCAUCGCCCACAUCGAGCAUGUAUGUAGAACUCUUCCUUCUCCCACAUCAAUCUUCUUUGCCUCGCUAACAACGCUUGUAACUUUCCCAUUCCAGGCUCUUGGCGAGAAAGGCGUAUGCCAAGCGUAUAGAACUUGCUCUGGAGCUCGAACAAUUGGAGUCCAGUCGCUGGCUGAGCACACGGCCAUCGAGCUAACCGGCAACGACCGCCCGGGUCUGCUUUCCGAGAUCUCGGCCGUCCUCGCCAGCCUUGGCUGCAACGUUGUGGCCGCGGAGGUGUGGACUCACAACACAAGAGUGGCGUGCAUGGUUUAUGUGACCGACCACGAAGGCCAUGGAGGUCCAGUGAAAGAUCCCACCAAGCUCUGCCAUAUCAAACAGAUGCUCGGGCAGGUGAUGAAGGGCGAUUCGCUCGACGGCAAGACUGCCAGGACGGACUUUGCCAUGGGACUUACUCACACGGAGAGGAGGCUCCAUCAGAUGAUGUCCGCGGACAAGGAGGAGGAGAUGGAGGUAGCAGAAGAGGAGGCCGCGUUGAGCCCGGCCCCGACUUCCAUCUCGGACUCGGUCGACUACAAGGGGAGGCCGACCGUAACAGUCAAGAAUUGCGUGGAGAAAGGCUACUCGGUUGUCACGGUGCAGUGCGCGGACCGUCCCAAACUGUUGUUCGAUACCGUGUGUACGCUCACCGACAUGGAGUAUGUGGUUUUCCACGCCACCAUCGACUCAGAGGGCCCGAAUGCGUUCCAGGAGUAUUACAUUCGGCAUCUUGACGGAUACACGCUCAAUACCGAAACUGAACGACAAAGAGUCGUUCGCUGUCUGGAGGCUGCUAUUCUACGUAGAGCUUCACAGGGCGUGAGGCUGGAGCUGUCCACACAGGACAGGAUCGGUUUGCUGUCGGACGUAACCCGGAUCUUCCGAGAAAACGGCCUGUCCGUGGCGAGGGCCGAGGUGACGACCCGAGACGACAUGGCCGUGAAUGUGUUCUACGUCACGGACGCCAACGGCGGGAGCGUGGACAUGAGAGUGGUGGAGGCGAUCCGGGAGGAGGUCGGGCUGGCCAUCCUUAAGGUGACGCAGGAGAGAUUCCCCCCGAAGAUGCUCCAUUCAUCCCCGACCGAAUCGGCCGACAAGUCGGCUGCUCGCUUCUCGCUCGGGAGCUUCUUCCGCUCACACUCGGAGAGACUUCUCUACACGCUGGGCCUGCUCAAGUCCUACACCUGAGGGGCGCUGUGUAUAUAUUAUUCCCCCGCCAACUCGUCGACGACUUCCAUCGCCUGGGCUUCCGGAAGAAGGAACAAACAAACUUUCGAAGAUCUGCGAAGAAUUCCCGCUAGCUGCUGCUGCUGCUGCUGCUACCACCAGCCAAAAUUUUCCUCCCUGAGCUUCUUCUCGUCUCUCCUCUGCUGAGAGAGUUCUUCCUUUUCUCUUAUGUACAUACGUCGGGUACAGGCUGGUGCCUGCGCUUUGAUUCCUGUACAUAGCUUCAAACGAGCGCUUGAAAGAUAGAGAGAAAGAAAGAAGAAAAAGCAAAGCCUCAAUCAAACAAGCCUCGAACGGCUUACCACCUUU
This is a messenger RNA of Selaginella moellendorffii, 2244 nucleotides long. Its product is annotated as ACT domain-containing protein ACR3. Bases 376 to 1896 code for a protein of 506 amino acids. The transcript is spliced from 6 exons. NCBI's taxonomy places the organism in Eukaryota, Viridiplantae, Streptophyta, Lycopodiopsida, Selaginellales, Selaginellaceae. The record is from RefSeq and is a predicted model, not a curated record.